Messenger RNA from Exophiala bonariae, 387 nucleotides. RefSeq lists its product as uncharacterized. The transcript has a single exon. Lineage: Eukaryota; Fungi; Ascomycota; Eurotiomycetes; Chaetothyriales; Herpotrichiellaceae. The coding region runs from base 1 to 387 and encodes 128 amino acids. The record is from RefSeq and is a predicted model, not a curated record.
AUGCGGGAAUUGAAGUUCGCCAUUUUGGCCACUGGCAAUAGCGUAUGUAUCGAGGUGUUCCAAUUCAUCGACCCAGCUCCACGGCCGCGCGACGAAGAGUUUGAAUUCAGCCGUGUCGGCAUCUUCCAUAUCUGCGUCACGGAUCCAAAUCCAGGACCUUUGGUCAAAAAAAUUGUUGAGAAUGGGGGCAAGAAGGUCGGCGGUGCGAUGGACUACUCUCGCUAUGGGCUGGCAGGUCAAAGCGGGGUUUACACACAAGAUCCAUGGGGGAAUGUGGUGGAAGUCAUGUCCAUUAGUCUUGAGAGAGUCUCCUCAGCAGGGAAUGCUCUGGGAUGGUACAUUGAUACGCAGAAAGAUAAAGACAAGGCACAGGGACCGUCUCUUUGA